Molecule: messenger RNA, 6200 nt
Organism: Asterias rubens (European starfish)
Lineage: Eukaryota; Metazoa; Echinodermata; Asteroidea; Forcipulatida; Asteriidae
Product: chromatin assembly factor 1 subunit A-like
Exons: 13
Coding region: 84-4064 (1326 amino acids)
Biological process (GO): nucleosome assembly
Cellular component (GO): CAF-1 complex; nucleus
Source: RefSeq, a predicted model, not a curated record
GGUUUGGGUUUGGGGAUUGUCCUGUCUGUUGUCGUCCCAAUUUGUUCCUGUUUUCUCCCUUCUUUUGAAAAUUUCCCAUCAUUAUGAUCGGUGAUUAUGUUCCAAAUCCAAGUGACGUCGUAGGAUCAAAGAAGCGAUCUUUAGCAUCGUCCCCCGAUUCAGAGGUCAAAUCAAAGCUGUCCAUCAUGAGUCCUCCAUCUAAGAAGUUGAAGCAAGCUCGUCUGCCAUUCAAAGUCCUAUCUUCCCCCUCACCCAAUCAAUGCCACAAGUCUCCGACCGUUGACACCCUACCUACCAAAAAACGCAAACACUCUGGCUCGGAGAAAUCUGCGUCGUUGAUCCUAUCAACUAAAGGCAAGACUCCAGACGUGAAGACAACGCUGAAGAAAACACUCGAGAGUUCAACAAAGAAGAAGGUCGCGGUUUCGCCCGGAACGCCUAAGAGACCCUGCAUCCAGGCGUCAGAUCUUGAGCCAGAGGUGACAUCGAGCUGUGAAGAUCAAGAUGGAGGGAAAGUGGCCUCAUCGACGACCCCAAGGAGGUUAACAACCACUAAACCCAAGCUCUUGGAAAGCUUCCUUCAGAUAACCCAGCAACCUCAGGUGUCCACAUCUGAUGAUGUCAUCGAGAUUGACGACGAUGAGGUCUUGUCGACCAGCGAUGUCGUCAAAGAUGAGGAUGCCGACGACAUCUCAGAGGGUGGCUCUGAGCAGCCGAGAAGCAACAAGACGUUGGAAGAGGAAAGUCUGAUUGAUCUCACAUUGGAGGUGAGUCAAGAUUCCAAGUCGGCGUCUAAACUCGGCUACGAUGCUGACAUGGAAGAUGAAGAGGAUGAGGAUUUGAGAGCAACACCGACUGCAGUCCCCAUGGAGGACGGAACAAGCAAGACAUCGGGAGAGUCAAGUGAGGCUGAGAGUUCAACAGGCACACUGUCAUCAGCUGGUAAUCUAUCAACACCAAAAAUGAUUGCAAAGACUGCCUCAAAGACUCCGUUAUCUGCCAAAGCCUUGAAGAAAGAAGAGGAACGAAGGAAACUUAGGGAAGAGAAGAUAAAACUGCGCAACGAAAAGAAACGUAAACUGGAAGAAGAGGAGGCUGAGAGGAAACGUCAGAAGAUGGAUCUCAAGGCCGCCAAGGAGCAAGAACGAGAAGAAGCAAGGAAACAGAAAGAGCUAGAGAAAGAAGAGAAGAAGAAGGAGAAACAGCUGAAGAAAGAGGCAGAGGACUUGGACAGAGAGCAGAAGAAGAUGGCCAAGGAGGAGGAGAAGAAAAAGAAACAAGACAUCAUUGAUGCUAAGAUGGAAGAAAAACGCAAGAAGAUCGAAGAAAAGCAGCAGAUAGAAGAUGAGAAGCUCAAAGAGGAAGAAGAAAAGAAAAAGAAAGAGAACCGGCAGAAAACUUUCUUCAAGAGUUUCUUCAAGGAAGCUGCUCCUAUCAAGGAGGUAGUGGAGAAGUCCAGCAACUGGUACGCCCCGUUCCAGGUCAAGGAACACAUGGUUCUAGCUCCACUGGUUCGGAAUCCGAGUUUCAUCGAUACAAAGGAGUCAUUUGAUGCAGCUUUUACCGAUCAGAAUUGUACCUUAUUAUAUUUUGAGGAGCUAAGAACUAAGGUUCGUGCUAAAGGCAAGAUGGGAAAGACUCCUUCAGCUAAGACCAAAGAGAAAGAAGCUACGAGCAGAACCACUUCACCAUCCGUAGAGAAGAUGGGUGAAGAGAAAGAUGCACAGGAUGUUGAGAUAGUGUCCGUGUCUCCCAAACCCAAGAAGCAGACAACGAGAAUGAAGUGCAAAUUUCUUCAGUUUCAUGAGAACUAUCGGCCGGCUUACUACGGUACCUGGAGGCAACAAAGUAAAAUGGUCAACCCGAGGAACUAUCUUAAGAAGGAUGAGGAUUUAUUGGAUUAUGAGAUUGACAGUGAUGACGAAUGGGAGGAGCCAGGAGAAAGUCUCUCACACUCAGAGGGAGAGGAGGAUGGUGAAGAUGACGUGGAUGCAGGAGACUCAGACGAUGGUUUCUUUGUUCCUCACGGAUACCUCUCAGAGAGUGAAGGAUGUGAAGGCGAAGAUGAGGAGGAAGGGGAGUCCUGGAAGGCCAGACGGGCAGCCAAAGCCAAAUCUUGGGAGGUAGAGCUGAAACGUCAGCAAGGGGUCCUCAAAGCAGUCAUCGUCGGCUGUCUGUGGGAGAGUGCCUCCUCCAAGGCGUCGGCUGGCAAUCUUAAAGCAAUGGAGGCUUAUAAGAUUGUUGCCUUGACAGCGACUCCUAUAGACAUUAGGAGGAGGAAGCAGACGACGUCGAAUGAUGAGAUGCCAAGGAAAGACUCGACCUUGAAGAAUGUCAAGUCCAUCAUGGGAGUGUCGCAGGGAAUCUCAAUGAAAAGACCUGUACCUGCUGAGGCUAUGCCUGAUUUGAUCCGUCUAGUCCAUGGCAAUGUAGCCGGUAUCAGGACUCUACAACGCGAGUUCAGAGAGUUCUGGCGACUUGAAACACUCAAAAGAAACUCUGGAAAACCCACUCCUGGAACUGCAGUAGAUGUGCCAUCGGCAUUUACCCCGACGGAAGUAUCAUCCAAAAGCAGUCCAGGAACAGCUGAAGGAUCGCCUGUAUCAACGAUUUCUUCUGCAUCUCUAGAAGGCGAAGUGGACAAACCCUCUGUUAUAAGCGCUCAACAAACUGUUGGUGCAGUGGCUGUCUGCCAAAGUUCACCUAACACUUUGAUCGUAGGGACCUCGGUGAUGCCCACUCCUGGGGUAACGCCCGCCACAUUGACGCCCUCUCCUGGGGUAACGUCCACCACGGAUAUCACCACCACCACCGCGGACAACAUUGAUUGCUCCAUUUCAAAACGCCAGCUGCUCAUCACAAUCAACGCCAUAGCGGUACGCGAAAGGCGUCAAGAACACUCGCGGACUUGUUGGUACGUUCACAACGAUCUCCUGCAGCACUACAACCUGCAGAGUUUGCCGAUCCCGAGCGAAUGGCAGUACAUCACGAAACCUCAGAAGGCGCUACGAGCGGAGAGUCCUCUCCUCGGACAUGGGAUACCAACCGUGAAUUAUAACCACACAAGGAUUAAUCCAGCUGGUGGGUUACCAGUGAUGAUGCCACAGAGUCAGGGAAUGCCGAUGCACCAGGUUUAUACCCCAUCGCUAAACUCACCCAUGACCCAUCCACAUGGAAUACCAAGGGAGGUGCAGUGGAGGUUACACGGAAACACAGUACGAGAAAAUCUAGCCUCUAUGAAAUCAGGGCAAGUCAAGCCAGCUGAAAUGCCCUUACCCCACCAGGCAAUGAUCCAACCUGCUGCUGGUGUACAUGUACCUAUCCACAGCUCGGUGUAUAACUGCAUGUCUCCGAUGGAGAUCAUCCAGAAGCUGUCACAAUCAAUUCCCAGACAGCCUGUUCAGCAGCCUCAGCCCCAACUUUUCAAACCCGUGUUGUCGAAUGAACAAGUUCACUACAUGAACGUGCUUCCCAAGCAGGUUGUAUCACACCCAACAACGACGACGACGUCCCAGAUCUUAGGUUCUCUGUCGUUGCAAUCCCAGAUCGACCAAGCUGCCAUGCUCGGCCAAGAGGUGAAAGCGCCACAUAUGAGCCCCACAGACAUCAAGGCUAUGCUGGCGUUGCAAGCAGCUACAGAGCGAGCUGCAAGAUCCAACAUGAUCCAAAUACCAAUUAGUACCCCGACUUUGCCACAGUUGGCUGCUAACAGCGCAGCGCCUGCGCCCAAGAUACUCGAUGAAUCGACUGGUCUUUCACUUCCGCAGCAACCGACCAAAAAGACGGCGACGCUAAAGAAUUUCUUCAAACCCUCGACCGCAUGCACCACAGAAAAAAUGGACACUUCAGAAGAUAUCAAGGACGCCAAACAGGUUUCUGUGAGUGAGUGUCCGGCACAAACUACCCAGGCAGAUAGCUCUGAAAUAAACGAAGUAGGAGCAAGAGUUUUGGAGAGCAAAUUAGAGGAAAAAACAAAGUUGGGUUGUCCAGACACGCCAGAGGAAAAGAUGAGCAUUGAGGUUGGUGAGGUGGUAAAUAAAGGGGAUGUAAUUGUUAUAGAAUAAGGGAUAGGAUAUACAUGUAUUUAGUAGGACUCAAAUUUGUGGGAAGUUUCUUAACACCGUAGCUCAGAAUCUUUACUGGUCUGACAUUUCAUUUCAAAAGACCAGAACCAAAAUGAGAAGAGUCUAAAACCAAAAUGAGAAGAGUCUAAAACCAAAAUGAGAAGAGACUAGAAUCAAAAUGAGAAGAGACUAGAACCAAAAUGAGAAAACAUCUUUAUCAUCUUAAACACAAACUAAGAGAAGAUUUCUCCCUUCUGUUUUAUGGGUGAUACUCAGUAGGAUUGAAAGAUAUUUGUGAGACUCAAACUCAUUAUUUGAAUAUCAUUCUUUUAAGACAAAGAUGUUGACUUGAAGAAAUAAACAAGACCACUGUACUUGAGUUGACUGGCUUGACACUGAAAGGGCCAGUGGUCUAGUGUUAGCUCUGUUCACAAACAAAGCGAUUGUACACUAUUCACCGAUGUGAAACAACUAUUUACCCAGCGCUUUUUGCAGAACUGAUAUUCUUCCUAAUUUUUUGGGGGUACUUGUGAAAAAUCACCCAAAUUUUUAUCAAGUUGUCUGGAAAGUCUAUAAAACCUACCAUAUGGACAUUUAGGUCGGGCUUUGAAAUCAAUCAAAGUUUUAGACAAUUUUCUGUCCUGGAAUUUCAUGUUUGAGGGGGGCAAGGGCAUUUUCAUUUUGGAAAGGGCACUUCCAUUGGAAAAACUUAAGUCUGGGGGAAACUUUUGUAGGGGCACCAAUGCCACUUCUAGUGGUAAUAGAGGCCUCUUUGUAUUUCCAUGCCUGUUUUUUUUUUUUUUUUUUACAAGAGCCAAAUACGCCAUACGACAGGCUAAAACAAAAUCCACAGAAUCUUUGAUGGAAUCGAACCCUCAACCCAUAGAGCAGAUGUCUUGAAUAUCUAAAAGAGAUCAAAACAUAUAAACUUUUUUGAACAGUGAAUACAAAUUGUGGGGUUUCCAAUUACAUGUUUUUCUUUCUAUUUCAAGGAUUAUUUUUGUUUCUUGUUUUUCUUGUGUUAUAAUAAAUCUUUAAUACAGUAGCACAUUAUUGUUUUAUCCUUUAUAUUAUAUUUAUGUAUGACAUAGAGUGAUAUGAAUAGAUUGUAUAAAUGGUAGACCGGUUGAAGUUGUUAGAAAUAUGUGAGAGGUACAAGCAAAGUUAACUUUAAAAUAAAAUUUAAAACCUACAUGUAAAUAUGUGAUUUGUAGAGGCCCAUUUGCAGGACGGAAAAGUCUUGUCUGGUGAUGGCAGUUCAAUGCACACCUCCAUGAAAGUCCAACAGUAUAUUUCAAUACUUCAGAACUCAAACUGCAGUCCUUGUAGUUUACUGGACCAGAAUUUAUUUUACGAGAAUCUUAAUUAAAAAAACUUAUCUUCAUAAUUUGACAUUAUAACUAAAUUAUUUGAACAAGCACUAAAAGAAGAUUUAAAGUCUCAUUUGUCUUAUGGGAAAAUAAAUUGCAAUUCUGAACAGAAUUUACAGUUAUUUAUCGGUAGUUUUCUGGUUCAAGGCUAAAAUCACUGCCCUCAGGCUGCGUACAAUUUAAACCCUAGCUAACCCUAACAUUUCAAAAUGCACCUAGGCAAUGACCAGGGGCUUAAAUGUAGAGGGAGGCAAUAACAUUGAAGUAAUAAUCGGACAUUUGCCGAAGCCAGGUUAAUCCAAAUUGUUCUUGAAAAUGUAACCUUAUCUUGGUUGGUAAGCAACAAUUUACUAUGCUCAGCAACUUUGUGUGCAUAAGCAGCUCCAUGAAAUAGACCGAUCCAGUAUGCUCCGACCAUGACAAACAUGUGGGCAAGAACACGUGCGCCUCUCCAAUGCCUUUAUGCACAACUCUGCCGCGCGCGCCAAGAUAGGCGCACGCAUGUUGGACCUUCGUUGCAUUGUGAUUGGUCAAUACGCAAUGGGGCGGAGCUUAAUAGAUCGGUCUAUUGGGGCCAGGAGUGAGAUUUGGAUUAGUGGCAGAUAUUUUUUUUUUUCCUGUUGUUUUUUUUUCUUGGUAAAACUCAUUUUUAUUUUACAGUAGUUUGAUUUGUGUAGAUAUAUAAACGUACCAAGCCAUUUCAGUUUUCAUAGAUACAUUUAUUAUUAUUUACUUUCGGUAAACAGUAUUGCCCGAAGGCCCACAC